GGAAUUUUAUGCACAAAAUCCCCUUUUGUUGAUCGUGAAUAGAGGGUUUUUCAUCCCUCGCAAUGGUGGCCUCAUUAUUCCUUCUUCUGCCACUGUAUCUGGCUUAUAUUCCUUCGACUACGGCAUGGGUCUUUAGUUGGACAAACUCCUCAGGGGGGUUCCUAACAGAUCAUGGGGAUGGAGUCCAGUCAUGCAAAGCAAUCGACAAUCCCAAGGGAAAUAUAUUCGACUGGGAUGCAAAGGGAGGAAACUUUUGCAUCUAUCUCUACAACAAUGGAAACUGCUCCAAUUCCUCCGCUGGCUAUACCUGCAAGGCGUGGCCCUGGAGCAAUCAUGUCGCAGGAUCUUAUAUACACUCGUACGAAAUUGUAUUAAACAAUACCGAUACUGCCUCUACCACAUCAUCGUCAGCAUCAUCCACAUCAACAACUUUGUCAUCCACGACGUCAAGCUCGACUCAGACAUCGGCUACCGCUGCCUCUACCUCUGCUGCGAGCAAUACCAGUUCACCCACCACAACACCAAUUGCCGCAAGCACGGAUAACAACACCGCUAAAAGCUCGUCCAUUUCAGGAGGCGCUAUUGCGGGGAUCGUCGUCGGCGUCUUGGCUGCAGUUGCGAUUGCAGGGAUCUUGUUCUUCUUCCUAUGCUGGCGCCCUCGCAAGAAGACAAGGCCCUCGAUCGUUUCAGAGCGACCAGUAGCACCAAUGUCGGAACUCGGCUCAUACGACGACAAGCCAUCUUCCCCUACUCUCAGCUCCCCUACAUCAAACGGACAGGGCUCAGAUGUGUACCAUGGACAGAAGCUACGUGAGUUGCCCGGGUCUGGGGUGGCAACGGAGAUAGGCCCGAGUGUCAUGAGGGCGGAACUUGCUGGUUCAACACAUUGGAAGAAUUGACGAGAGAGCUAGCAGGGUUUGAAAAGAUAGCCUAUUGUACCCAUGGGACAUUAGGUGAGUUGGGUUGAGUUUGUCUCGAUGGUUGCAUUCUCUCAUUACUUUUGUAAAUAUUCAUCUCCUUUUAGCGCGAAAGAUACCUUGUUCGUUUGUACCUACUACCUUUAUUUUUGAGUUACACAAUUUUCGGAAAAUGAGUUCCAGACCUACUAUUAUUUAUAAUUGAAUCAAAUGCAUACACGAUUCUG
Messenger RNA from Penicillium brasilianum, 1144 nucleotides. NCBI's taxonomy places the organism in Eukaryota, Fungi, Ascomycota, Eurotiomycetes, Eurotiales, Aspergillaceae. The record is from the annotation of a GenBank genome assembly.